This is a messenger RNA of Lampris incognitus (smalleye Pacific opah), 4768 nucleotides long. Its product is annotated as coatomer subunit beta'-like. Gene Ontology annotation, cellular component: COPI vesicle coat. Gene Ontology annotation, biological process: endoplasmic reticulum to Golgi vesicle-mediated transport; retrograde vesicle-mediated transport, Golgi to endoplasmic reticulum; intracellular protein transport. Bases 47 to 3829 code for a protein of 1260 amino acids. The record is from RefSeq and is a predicted model, not a curated record. The transcript is spliced from 22 exons. Lineage: Eukaryota; Metazoa; Chordata; Actinopteri; Lampriformes; Lampridae. Gene Ontology annotation, molecular function: structural molecule activity; protein binding.
CGGAGGCAGGAAAGUUCAUUAUCGACCCCCCCAUUGCCGUGGAAACAUGCCUCUGCGGUUGGACAUCAAGCGUAAGCUGACAGCUCGGUCGGACCGUGUGAAGAGCGUGGACCUCCACCCUACUGAGCCAUGGAUGGUGGCCAGCCUCUACAACGGCAGUGUGGUGGUUUGGAACCACGAUGCACAGACCUUGGUGAAAACCUUCGAGGUAUGUGACCUCCCCGUCAGAGUGGCCAAAUUUGUAGCUAGGAAGCACUGGGUCGUCGCUGGAGCAGAUGACAUGCAGAUUCGUGUGUUUAAUUACAACACUUUGGAGAAAGCUCACGUGUUUGAGGCUCACUCUGACUACAUCCGCUGUAUCGCUGUCCACCCCACACAACCUUACAUCCUCACCAGCAGUGAUGACAUGCUGAUUAAGUUAUGGGACUGGGACAAGAAGUGGGCAUGCACUCAGGUGUUCGAGGGACACACUCACUACGUCAUGCAAAUUGUCAUCAACCCCAAAGACAACAACCAGUUUGCCAGCGCCUCCCUAGACAGGACCAUUAAGGUGUGGCAGUUGGGCUCCAACUCUCCGAACUUUACUCUGGAGGGUCAUGAGAAGGGGGUCAACUGUAUUGAUUACUACAGUGGAGGAGACAAGCCCUAUCUCAUAUCUGGGGCUGAUGACCACCUGGUUAAAAUCUGGGAUUAUCAGAACAAGACAUGUGUGCAGACAUUGGAGGGUCAUGCCCAAAAUGUGACCUGUGUCAACUUCCACCCUGAGCUGCCAAUCAUUCUCACGGGCUCUGAGGAUGGCACUGUUCGUGUCUGGCACUCCAACACCUACCGACUAGAGAACACGCUCAACUAUGGCAUGGAGCGGGUGUGGUGUGUGUGUGGCCAGCGUGGCACCAACAGCGUUGCUCUGGGCUACGAUGAAGGCAGUAUCAUCAUCAAGCUUGGGCGUGAGGAGCCUGCCAUGUCCAUGGAUGCCAAUGGGAAGAUCAUGUGGGCACGCCACUCUGAGGUGCAGCAGGCCAACCUCAAAGCCAUGGUAGAAACUGAGAUUAAGGAUGGGGAGAGACUGCCGCUGGCUGUCAAGGACAUGGGCAGCUGUGAGAUUUACCCCCAGACCAUUCUGCACAACCCCAACGGAAGGUUUGUAAUGGUUUGUGGAGAUGGGGAGUACAUCAUAUACACUGCCAUGGCCCUAAGGAACAAGAGCUUUGGCUCAGCUCAGGAGUUUGUCUGGGCACAUGACUCCUCAGAGUAUGCCAUAAGGGAAAGUAAUAAUAUGGUCAAAAUCUUCAAGAACUUCAAGGAGAAGAAGGCUUUUAAACCUGACUUUGGGACUGAGGGUAUCUAUGGUGGGUUCUUGCUGGGAGUGAGAUCAGCAACUGGUCUGGCCUUCUAUGACUGGGACAACACUGAACUGCUCCGCCGCAUCGAGAUCCAACCUAAACAUAUCUUCUGGUCAGACUCUGGGGAGCUGGUGUGUAUUGCUACAGAGGAGUCUUUCUUUGUUCUGCGCUACAUGCCAGAGACAGUAGCUGCAGCUCAGGAGUCCAAGGAAGGUGUGACUGAGGAUGGGAUAGAAGAUGCAUUUGAGGUCUUGGGAGAGAUCCAGGAGGUGGUGAAGACAGGAGUUUGGGUAGGAGACUGCUUCAUCUACACCAGCUCUGUCAACAGACUCAACUACUAUGUCGGAGGAGAGAUUGUCACUGUUGCUCACCUGGACAGAACCAUGUAUCUGCUGGGCUACAUCCCAAAGGACAACCGUCUCUACCUUGGAGACAAGGAGCUCAACAUUGUCAGCUACUCCCUCCUGGUCUCUGUGCUGGAAUACCAGACGGCCGUCAUGCGGAGGGACUUCAGCAUGGCAGACAAAAUCCUACCCGCCAUACCCAAGGAGCAGAGGAACAGAGUGGCCCACUUCCUGGAGAAACAGGGGUUCAGACAACAGGCCCUGGCUGUGUCCACUGACCCUGAACACAGAUUUGAACUGGCUCUCCAGCUAGAAGAGCUGAAGAUAGCCCACCAACUGGCCAUGGAGGCAGAGUCAGAACAGAAAUGGAAGCAGCUGGCCGAACUGGCAACUGUGAAGUGCCAGUUUAGUCUGGCCCAGGAGUGUCUGCACCACGCUCAGGAUUACGGAGGAUUAUUGCUGUUGGCCACUGCCUCAGGCAACGCCAGUAUGGUGGGCAAACUGGCUGAUGCAGCAGAGAGGGAUGGCAAGACUAACGUAGCCUUCCUCAGCUACUUUCUGCAGGGAAAAGUUGAAAAAUGUCUGGAUCUCCUCAUCAAAACCAACCGACUGCCAGAGGCUGCAUUCCUAGCAAGAACAUAUUUGCCCAGCCAUGUGUCAAGCGUGGUGAAGCUGUGGAAGGAGAGUCUUUCCAAGGUGAACCAAAAGGCAGCAGAUGCUCUGGCUGACCCUACCCAGUACAGCAACCUGUUCCCUGGCCUCCAGCAGGCCCUGCUUGCUGAGCAGUACCUGAAGGAUACCCAUGUCUGGGUCAGACCAGCUGCAGAGUACCCCCUCAUCAUGCCCAAUGAAGACCGGAGUAUCUUUGAGGAAUCUGCAGGCUAUGAGCCAAAAGGAUGUUUCAGUGAGCAAGAAGCAGUGACAGAGAGCAUGGACGAAACUCCCAUGACAGCCCCUGCAGCACAGACAGCACCUACAGAAAUGCUUGGGGUGGAAGAAGACGUGCAACCUUUUAACCCCAUCAUGGCAAAUGAGGAGGAAUCCAUCCCAAUUGGAGAACACAUUGAGACGGCACAAAUCAAAUCAUUUUCUUCUCAGUCAGCUGCAUCUGAUCCACUGAUGGCAGUGGCAGAAAUCAUCACUGAAUCAAAGGAAGCUCCAGCCAUUGCAGAGAAAGACAUUUUGGAUGACUACAUCGAAGAGGCAACAUCCCAAGAGCCAUUGGUGGUGCAAACUUCAUCUUCUGAAGAUACUUCAACACUUGAGACUGGCAUUAAGGAAAUGUCCUUAACAACUGAAGUUGAUCUUGCUGAAGAAGCCAUACUAACAGAGGGCAGUGUUCCCAAAACAGUAGCACCUUUGGCACAAGCUGCAUCAGAAACCAUGGUUACAAAUGAUGGAGCAACAGAAAUCAUACCAACACAGGAUGUCCCUCUCAGCAACACACAAGUAUUUGAUUCCAAAGAAAUGGCAUCAGAGAUCAUUUUUGCAGAGGAAGAAUCCCCUGUUUCUGGCACUCUACUUAAAGAUGUCCUAGCACCUCCCACCAUAGAGGCAGAAACAACUGAGACUCUUGCCACAGAAGUACUCCUUUUGGAAUCUGUAGCACCGCCUCUUUCAGUGGAAUUCAUCUCUAAAGAAGAUAUGGACAGUUCAGCGGAGAAUGAUCCUGUUGAACCUUUACCAGAGUCGAUACCUGAUCCAGCACUAGACCUAACCUCAGGUGCAAUGCCAGAAAAGGAGCUGGUCGUAGUCCAGGAAGAACCUACCAUAGCAGAGCCAGAGCCAAGCCAGGUCCCCAACAUGGUGGUACCUCUACAGCCUGAGACAGAGCCUUUAGCAACAUCGGCCUCAGAGAACAUAUUGGAGGAAGUAGAUCCUGAACGAGCUGAGGAAACAGUAGUAGAUCCUGAAGGAGCUGAGGAAACUGUAGUAGAUCCUGAAGGAGCUGAGGAAACAGUAGUAGAUCCUGAAGGAGCUGAGGAACCAGUAGUAGAUCCUGAAGGAGCUGAGGAAACAGUAGUGGACUUGGAAAUGGAGCUGAAAAGUGAGGGCUUGGAUGAUCUUGAUUUGGACAACUUUGACCUGGACGAUAUAGACACCUCAGAUGUUAACCUGGAUGAAGAUUUUUUGAAUGACUAGCAAGUCAAAUAGGGAGUCUUUAGAGCCAUUUUCGGUUAAAGUGACCAAAAAAAACCUCCCCAAAAAAAACCUUUUUUAUCAUGGCAUUUAGAGUUGAAUUGUUGAAAGGUGGGUUUAAAGUAAUGUUUUGAGUCCGCGGUGGUGUAGCGGUCUAAGCAUCGGCUUUGUAUUGAUGCAGUUGCCCACUGGGGACCGGGGUUCGCGCCCCGGUCUCGUCAGAUCCGACUAUGGCCGGAUUCGAUGAAGCAGCAAUAAUCGGCAACGCUGUCUUCGGGAGGGGGGCGGAGUCGGCUUGUGUUCGUCACAUGAAUGCGUCUCUGUGUGUGUUGGAAAAAGCAGUGGUUCGGCCUGGAUUCGCCUUGUUACGAAAUUGGCGAGGCGUCUCCUUCGAGACUGCCGGCCGGAGAGAUGCAGUUGCCGAACGCAUACAAUAGGAAGGUGGGUGUUUGAAUUAGAAUAGGGAGCGAUUGGCCACUAAAUUGGGAGAAAAAGGGAAAAAUCAGAAAUAAAUUUUAAAAAAAGUAAUGUUUUAAACAUGACGGUGAAACGGGUUAUGUGUGUUGAGGAAAGCACACUGUUGUCAUUGCAGUUUUACAAGAUUAGUGUUUUAACAUCUGAACAAAAGUCAAGCACUCUGAAACUGAUGUUAUUUCAGUGUUGAUAGUUUACAGUGAAAAUGCAUGCAUUUUUGCAUCCCCCCCCAUUAUCACAGGUGGUGCUAUAGAUGCUCUAGUAGCUGUGUAGGGCAUAGUUGCUGUCUGAGGUUUAUUGUAACUUGGUUACCUCUUCUUCCUGUUUAAUCAAACACAAUCUUAAAUGUGUAGCGUUUCAGAUAAAACUGCUAUAAUACUGCUGCCAUUUUGUAAAAAUUUAAUAAAGGAACCCAUCUAUUAUAUGCAAAUUUAAGUGCCUUAACUUGGUGAAUUGAAUAACCCAAUA